This is a messenger RNA of Pieris rapae (cabbage white), 2159 nucleotides long. Its product is annotated as CKLF-like MARVEL transmembrane domain-containing protein 8. Bases 21 to 662 code for a protein of 213 amino acids. Lineage: Eukaryota; Metazoa; Arthropoda; Insecta; Lepidoptera; Pieridae. The record is from RefSeq and is a predicted model, not a curated record. The transcript is spliced from 5 exons. Gene Ontology annotation, cellular component: membrane.
AUUAUUUUAUAGCCUUACGCAUGCGCAAAGCCACAAGUGAAUCAGCGUCUGAUUUGUUGCAAUCAGCAGUUGUUCAGUCGCGGUUCACAGAGUUGCGCGCUAUUUUCGCGGAUUUCCCCAGAUCACUUGCAUUUUGGAAAACUAUUAAAAAUCCACCAGCAAUGUCUCACACAGUAACCAUAACGAGGACAACUGCUACCACAUCGGGAACGCCGCUCUUUGUCAACACUGGCUACCUUGGCACUGUACCUGGCUUACUUAAAUUGGCACAACUGAUACUUGGAGCGGCCUGUGUCGGUGUGGUCAGCUAUUAUUUCGAGCCGAGAUAUGUGAAAUACAAUGAUCAGAAACCAGAAUUAUUCUUCCUUCUAAUAUCGGUGGCAUUUUUGAUAGGAACAUUCUGUUUGCUUCUGUCGUGUGUCAUGUCAUUUUCAACAGCUACAAUGAUAUCCAAAACUUUGUAUGAAGUCGUGUAUCACGGGAUUGCGUUCGUACUCUACCUAGCGGCAGGUCUUACGCUUUUAAUAGAGGUGAAUCACCGGAGAAGUGGCUAUAGGAAUGACUUCGAACCCUACCUAGCUGCCGCCGUUAUGGGCCUCGUGAUGGCGAUCCUUUAUUUAUUUAGUACAUUCUUAGCGAACCGUUCCUACAGAGGCUUAUAACUUAUACGAUUAUGAAUGAUAUUGUUAAUUAAGAAUUAAUUUAUUGUUGUAUAAGGUUUUGAAUGGAAUUAUAUUAAUAAUACAGGUUUAAAACAUAACAUGGAUAUUAUUAGGUACUCUUCAUACUCUAAGCGAAAAUAUUAGUUAAUUUUAUAAAAGUAGGAAAAUGUAUCUUUGUGCUUUGAGAAAAUUUCUAAUAAUUUCGUAUAUUAAAUAUCCUCUCAUUAAUUUAACUAAUGAUGGAAGAAUAUUUUUAUUAUGUAAAUAUUAAUGUUGCUUUUGAGUAUCUAAAAUGUCUAACGCCUAAGUGAUCUUAAAAAUUGUUCAUUGUCAUUAUAUUUGCGGGAAAAACACAUUUUAACUUAAUUUGUAUGUACUGACAUAAACAGUUUUGCAACGUAUAACCAAAGACAGUUAAAGUAAUAGACAAUAUACCGAAAUUUCUGGCUACAGUGACGUCACCGGUGGAAAUCCAUGAUAUCAUUUAAUAUAAGAUUGUUUUUUAAUCAUUUUAAAAAUCCUAAGUGCCGCAUCCCAUACUAUUUAAUUUGCGAUGUUGCAUUGGCGCGCCUUCGCUGAUACGACUUAUUCAGUUGCCGCUAUUCAAAUAUUGGCACCAUAGCCAAGUCGUAAGUGUAUAUAGGACGUAUAGUAUAUAGUAUAUAGGAAGUAUUUUUAAAGGUAUAGUAUAUCGCGACGGUUUUCUCACUUUUCAAAUUAUUUGGUGAUAAUAUCAUAUUUUGAUAAAGCUAGAGACAUCCAACAUCAUAUUUUUAAUGCUAUGAGAGUUACGACUUUUCCAUUGUAAUGGCGGGUCUACUUACUUUAAAUGUCUUUGAUGAAAAUAAAUUGAUUGUACAAAAAAGUGUAUUAUGGUAUGUAUAAUACCUAUGUAUUUUUAUAUUUAUAUACUGGUAAAUGAAACAAAUGUCCAAAUUAAUAUAGCUAAGUUUCAGCAUCGGACAAAGAUGUGAUUUACAUUUGUAGAAUUUCGUUGGCAGUUUUUGCCACACACCACUACUUUGUGGAACCAGCUAACCACUGAAGUAUAUCGACUUCUAGAAAGGAGCGUACUAUUUCUAAAAAGGCUGGCAACGCACUUGAGAGCCUUCUACCAGAGUAAGUAUUCAUGGGUAUUACUUAAUAUCAUAUGAGCUUCCUGUACAUUUGCCCCUUGUUCUAUAAAAAUAACUUUGAGGGGGGAGGGGAAAUACCGGACGAAUGGUUUCAUGGACUAUUGAUGGCUAUUAUUGACUUGCCAUUGAAAAUAUUUUAUAAUAUAAUCUAUAAGUAAAUAUGCCUUUACUCCAAUAGAACAGAAUAUACUGUUCUGAAAUUAGAAGCUGUGCCUUUUGUAACAAAUUCUCGAACAUUAAGUAUAUUUUUUAAUAUAUUUAAUUAAACGUGCUUCCAUGCUUCUUAUAUGUACUAUAUUGUAAGAUUUUAAAGCCAGCAUGUUCAGCACAAAACUGGAAGUAUAAAUUAUAUUUUAUUUAU